AUGCCCAUUAUUGUUUUUGAAAAUAACGAACUUUGAACACGUGUCCUACACAAUUCGCCACAACCCUCACAUCGUAGACUGUAGAGCUUACUUUUAAGAAAAGAGGCGGGAAAAAAGAAACCUCACUCUAACUCUGUUUCUCUCACAACUCUUUCUCUCUCUCCAAUCUCCAUUGCAACAGACAUAUUCAAAGCAAAGAAAAAACUUGGACAACACCUGCGAAAAGAAGUAUACUUGAAGCACAAGACGAAGAAAAUGGAAGGAAUGAUGAGUUCAGUAUCAACAGUGAAAGCGAUGAUUGUGGUGAUCUUGAUGUGGACGAUUCUGUUUCGAUGUGUUUCUGCUGCUGUGAAUCAUACUGUUGGUGGUUCAUCUGGUUGGGAUCUCUCCUCCAAUCUCUCUCUCUGGUCUACUUCCACUUCCUUCUCCGUCAACGACUCCCUCGUGUUCAACUAUACCCCGGAUCAUGACGUCUUCGAAGUGAGCAAGUCGGAUUUUGAAACAUGUCGCAUCAACAGCCCUAUAUCUACGCAUGACUACGAUGAUGAAAAAGGACAGACAGUAAUCCUGCUUAGCCAACCAGGUUGGAGGUACUUUGUCUGCGGCAGGUCAAACCACUGCACCCAGGGUCUGAAACUAAGCAUCCAAGUUCUGAAUCAGCCCAACAACACAAGCUCUGACGACAUCGAAGAUGAACCAGAAGACCAUGAACCAAUCCCAGCUACUGGAGGUGGUUCUAAUGGUAGUGGGAUACAGGGCGAUAUUCCCAAGCAUGGUCCACAUUCGUCUGACGGCUACAGUAACUUCAACGCAGUCACUACUGGAAGGUGUUUGCUGCACCUGAGCAUCUUCAUGAUGGGAAUUAUGUGCAUUUUCUGUUUUCCUGAAUGUUGGCGUUUGCAAAUGGCUGGUGUUUGACUACUAGUCUGGACGAUGCUGAACUAGUGAACUGUAAGUGCCUGAAAAGUUUAGGUGGUGCAUGUACUGACAAGAUAUCUAGUAGUGUUUCAGCUCAAGUACAUAAUGAUAGUAAUCGCAGCUGUGAGAAUUUAGUUGUGCAAUUAAACUAGUCCCUCGAUAAAUUUGUUUUGCUUCAUCCUGCUGAUGAGCGGUACAUUUCUAUCUGUGGUUUCAUCAUUGAUAAAUUGCUGGGAUUACAAUGUA
Beta vulgaris subsp. vulgaris (sugar beet) is the source of this 1164-nucleotide messenger RNA. RefSeq names its product blue copper protein. Lineage: Eukaryota; Viridiplantae; Streptophyta; Magnoliopsida; Caryophyllales; Amaranthaceae. The record is from RefSeq and is a predicted model, not a curated record. Gene Ontology annotation, molecular function: electron transfer activity. Bases 256 to 918 code for a protein of 220 amino acids. The transcript has 3 exons. Gene Ontology annotation, cellular component: plasma membrane.